This is a messenger RNA of Saccostrea echinata, 1381 nucleotides long. RefSeq names its product peptide methionine sulfoxide reductase-like. The coding region runs from base 387 to 743 and encodes 118 amino acids. Lineage: Eukaryota; Metazoa; Mollusca; Bivalvia; Ostreida; Ostreidae. The record is from RefSeq and is a predicted model, not a curated record. The transcript has 5 exons. Gene Ontology annotation, molecular function: peptide-methionine (S)-S-oxide reductase activity.
UUGAACGAUAUAAACUAAAUUCCGAAUGUUAGAACGUUCCGAAUGUACUUUCGAUUUAUCUUGUUACAAAACAGUUCAACUGGCAUUUAAAAAGAUUGAAAGAAGGUGCAAACAUGCCUGGAUCAGAAGUUGGAAGACUUUCACGGGCAACUUUUGCCCUCAGCUGAUUUUGGUUUCCAGAGGCCCAGUUUGGCGUUGUCCCUGGUGUUAUCAGAACUAAAGUGGGGUUCACUGGAGGGUCAUCUCCAAAUCCUACCUACCGCACCAUAGGGGAUCACACAGAAACUGUGGACCUGGAAUUUGACCCUGAUGUUGUUUCCUAUGAGGAACUUUUAAAUAAGUUUUGGAAAUGGCACAAUCCUUGCUCUCAGCGUGGAACCCAGUAUAUGUCCGCAAUCUUUUAUCAUAACACAAAGCAGAAAAUGUUGGCCGAGCAGACGAGAGAUGAACAGCAGAAAGACCAUGUGUCCCCUAUUGUAACAAAAAUCACUAAAGCUGGACCUUUCUAUAAUGCAGAAAACUACCACCAAAAGUACAUCCUAAGACAGCAUAGAGACAUUUUGGACAGCCUGAACUUGACAGACGAGGAACUGAUUUUAUCUCCUCUAGCCUGCAGAUUAAAUGGAUAUCUUGGUGGUUAUGGAAACUUUGAGGACUUCCUAAAUGACACAGAGGAUGUGAAGCUGACAAGAAAACAACUAGACUACGUAGAACACCAACUGAAAAAGGUGUCCAAGUUCUAAUGCUGCAACACCAAACAAGUGCCCAGAGACAACAGACCCUCAACCAGGCUGAACAUUUACUAUAUCACUUUCAAGACAGACAUAUGAUUUUAUCUUAAAGUGACAGAUAUUUAAUCCUCUGCAACUUGUAACACUCAUUUAACAUUUUACUAGUAAACAGAUCAAUUGGUUUAAUUUUUAAAAGUAAAUUUCAUAAUGAAUUCAUUUUUGUGAUACACUCCUGUGAUAUUCUCAUUUAAUUUGGAAUAUCAAAAUUCAUUGUGUUUGAGUUAAAGAAAGCCUUAAUUUAUUUCUUUUUAAUGAUGUAUUCUUGAUUCAGGUUAUGUUAACUUUCAAGAAACUGAUGAUGUAAAGAAAUGAAUGUCUUAUCCUUAACACAAACAUGAUGCAUUGUUAUGUGUGUGUUUUUAUGAUUCUGUUAUGUUUAUUAUGUCUGUAAUAAAGAAAUUCAUCUCUUUCCGAUGAUAUGCUCUUGAUAAAAGUUUAUUUUAAACUUUCAAGAGAUUGACAGUUUGAAGAAAUGAAUUCCUUCAUACAAACAAAUUUUAUACAUGCUUACAAGCUGUGAAUACUGUUAUUCUUUUUUUUGUUUUUUUUGUCAUGGAAAAUGAGUGAAAUAAAUUUUUACUACAAAAGUU